CUAACUGUCGUUUCACAUUUAGGUAAGUACCUUUAAACUUAGGUUAGGUGUCUUAUGAACAAAUACUAUGGCGAUGUUUACCUCCGAUUGCAGCUGAGGUUAUAGCUUAGUGCACACCCUGGGACCGGCUACCCGUUGCCUUGACGACACUAUUGACUAGUGAUAAAGUUUUUGAAGGGUAGAUGGAUGAGGUUGAUAGUGUAUAUACCUUAAAUCCGUCCGUCGCUUCAUACGGUGUACUUGUAGGAAUGGAUGGUUGCUACUGCAGUGUCACUAUCAUGACUGCUGAACAGUGUCCCGUUGCUGUUGAACGCCUUCUCCGUGCUCGAGUUAAUGUUACGAUAAAACGGCUCUGCACCGUUUUUGCGGGAGCAUCGCUGCACUUGGCCCUGGUAUGGAUGACGCAUGACUCUGACCUGUUCAAGGUAGAUUCCAAGGGCAAUGUAGCAUCCGGCUUGAUUGUUCGCAGGCUUGUCUAGUCGUUAAUUCGGUCGAUCAUAUCAAGCGCUGGGAAUGUGAGCGUCGCGUCUGACGUUGAAAUGCAUCAACUCCUUCCACA
Molecule: messenger RNA, 559 nt
Organism: Parathielavia appendiculata
Lineage: Eukaryota; Fungi; Ascomycota; Sordariomycetes; Sordariales; Chaetomiaceae
Exons: 1
Coding region: 183-479 (98 amino acids)
Source: RefSeq, a predicted model, not a curated record